This is a messenger RNA of Sitodiplosis mosellana (orange wheat blossom midge), 1485 nucleotides long. RefSeq names its product lysine-specific demethylase 4D-like. The record is from RefSeq and is a predicted model, not a curated record. Bases 1 to 1485 code for a protein of 494 amino acids. Gene Ontology annotation, molecular function: histone H3K36 demethylase activity; histone H3K9 demethylase activity. Gene Ontology annotation, biological process: chromatin remodeling. Gene Ontology annotation, cellular component: nucleus. Lineage: Eukaryota; Metazoa; Arthropoda; Insecta; Diptera; Cecidomyiidae. The transcript has 6 exons.
AUGGAACCCAACGUAUUGAAACCGACAGAAAUAAAAGAUGUUGCAGAAUUUAUACAAAAUAUCCUAGAAAGCGACGAGUUGAAUGCCAUCGGAUCUGUGAAGAUCAUUCCACCAGAUGCAGUGAAAUUUAAGCCUUUGAAGGGGAAUUGUACAUUACCAAAUGUGGAUAGGCAAACCGUGCAAUGCCUAAAGAAAAUCGAUAAUAAGCCAGCUCUAUUCGAAAUGGAAUUUGAAAAACUUCCAGCAAUGAAACUCGACACAUUCAAAAAUAUCGAUCGGAAGAUUGCAAAGAAUAAGCCCGGAAAUGAUGAAAUCGAUUCAAUGUGGAAUUCACUCCAUCGUAGAGCCACCACCAAAACAGAUGUGGAUCCAGUCUACGCUACCGAGUGGAGAGAAAACAGAUUUGAAUCGAACGAACCAUGGAAUAUCAAUUCCUUCACCGAAAAGCAUUCGAUAUUGAAUGUGAAUGCAAUUUCUGAUCGCAUACCUGGUAUCCAAUCCAGCUAUGUUAUAGUUGGAAUGUAUGAUACUUGGUUCUGUGCACAUAAAGAGGACAAUGAUCUGGCUUCUAUUAACAUUCUGCUGGAAGGUGAACCUAAAGUGUGGUAUAUUUUGCCACCAAAAGAGGCAGAAAAAUUCGAGAAGGUCUUCAAAGACCUUUUAGGUGAUCUCCAUUACCGGUUAUGCCUUACUGCCUUAAGGCAUAAAUGUUUUGUCAUACCACCAUGGGUAUUGAAAUUGAAUGGCAUAAAAUAUUAUAAACGUUACCAACGACCCGGUGAAAUAAUUAUCACGUCGUAUAGAGCCUACCACUUUGGAUACAACACCGGCUUUAACAUUUGUGAAGCUUCCAACAUAGCUUCUCCAAAGUUUUUGGAUAUUUUUGCAAAUGCGGUGUUGUGUAAACCCGAUUGUUGGCUCUAUCAACGCACAAAUGCAACGAAGGAAAAAUUACAAAAGCUGCUUACGGAAUACAAAAGUCGUCAGUUAAAUCCGAAAAGAGGGGAAAAGAAACUGCUUAAACAAUCUUACUUGCUGACUGAAAAAGAGGCGAACUCCCUGAAGAGAAGUUACAAAAAGAAAUCAAAUUCGGAAAAUAAUAAGCAUAAAUGCACUUUGUGCCAUUCGACCUUCAAAAGGCAUGCUAAUUUGGUGAAGCAUAACCGAGAUUUUCAUGAAAAAUUCAUUAAACGAAACAAGUGCUCUGAAUGCAAAUUUAUGGCGCCCGAUGAACAUCCAGUGAUAGUUCAUCAACAAAAGAUGCACCCAUCCAAAGCAAAUCUCACGAUCGAGAAGAUAGUUGUGCAAAACUCAAAACAACAGCAAAAAGAACGUCUCAAGAAUUUACUGAAGAUACCAAAACGCCAGUGCCAGCGCAAGGAAAAAUCGUGCGAAAUAUGUGGUAAAACCGUGUCUGGAAAAUAUAGCCUCGAUCGCCACAUGCAAAAUAUCCAUAAAGUCAAUGAAAAUGCAAAAGAAAUGUAG